GUGUAUGGUCGAAGGACGCGGGACGCGGCGACGAACAGUGCGUUGCCGACGCUCGAGCCGAGAGCACGCGUCACGUCCGACCCUCGCGUGUGAUGUGCCACGAUUUACGAUACUGAAUGGAAUACGACAACAGUCAACUGAUUUAAGUUUACAAAAACUUAUGCCCAGUGACGCGUUCCAGUUGAACCGACGACGGCGUUGCGAAAAUGCCGUGACUAUUUACAAACUAUAACGAAUUGUUUACUAAUUAAUUAUAUUAAGUGAGUGCUUGUGACAGUGUCGUGUUCAAGUGUAAAUGUUUAUCGGAUAUUUUUAUAUUGAUUUCCUCAUGCCCAGUUUAAGAUAAUUUGAGGCGAUGGAGAGCCGAGUGGGCCUGGACUACAUUGUAGAACAUGCGGAGUACACGGGCAAGCUCGCAGCCGCACUCACAUCGCCGGCCGCGCCUGUUAAGAAACAGGUUUUCGAGUUGUUAUCAGCGUUGUGCGUGUACAAUGCUGAUGGCUACGCAAGAGCGGUGGACACACUUGAGCGGUACAAGUCUCUAAAAAGCGAGAGGUACCGCCUGAGCGUGGUGGUGGAAGAACUGAAGAAUGCUACCACCACAGACUACAAGACUGCGCUGGUGGCGUUCAUCAACUGCCUCAUUAUCUCUGCACCACGCCUGCCUGACAGGAUAAGAGUCAGGAAUGAGUUCAUUGGACUGGGUCUUCUACCAACAUUAAACAACUUAAGACAUGAAGCAGCCAGCCACCCAGACCUGGGCGUCCAACUGGAUGUGUUUGAAGAACAGAGGGAAAGUGAUGAGGCUCAGGGUCCCGGAGGAAUCAACCUCAACUCACACCUGGAUGUGUUCUAUGCUAUUCUCAAGCAGGUGGCGGACACACCACAGGAGAUCCCAUUUCUGAGCAUUCUGCAGCACCUGCUGAGGAUAGACCCGAAGGAGCCAGUGAGCGACAUCGUGUGGGACACGGCUGAGACCCUGGUGCACCGCGCCACCUUGCUGGAGACCAGGGAGGAUGCUGCCAAACUGCUUAGAGCUCCUAGUGUUCAGGCGAAGGUCGGCUGCACCUGUCAGCACCGUGACAUGUCUGGUGGUGGCAGGAAGCAGAGUCUGCAGAGAGCGUUGUCGCCGCCGCCACCACCUCCUCCGCCGGCCAUGAUGCCCAGCACAUGUAUACCACCACCCCCAGCACCAAUGUUGCCCCCACCUCCACCCUGCGGUCCCCCUCCCCCGCCCGUCCCGCCGCCCCCCUCCGCCUGUCCGCCAUCCCCGCCGGCGCCAGUGCUGGACAUCAAGCUGCCGCAGCAGGAGACACCCAUACCGAAGACAAAGAUGAAAACUAUUAACUGGAAUAAAAUUCCUAAUAAUAAGGUCAUCGGUCAAAAUAAUAUCUGGUCACUGGUAGCGUCGGCACACAAACACUCACCGAAAGCAGAAUUAGACUGGACGGAGAUAGAAGGCCUCUUCUGUCAACAGAUACAGCCAACCGGGUCUGCAGGAUCAUCACCCAGGUUAGGCCGAAGUCCCAUCUGUGACAGUUCAGGGGAGAGGAAACCGAGGAAGGAGUCUUCUGAAAUCACUCUCUUGGAUGGCAAGAGGAGUCUCAACGUCAACAUUUUCUUGAAGCAGUUCAGAAGUUCCAACGAGGAUAUAAUCCAGCUGAUCCGCGAAGGAGCUCACGACGACAUCGGUACAGAGAAGUUGCGCGGUCUACUCAAGAUACUGCCCGAAGUAGACGAGUCUGAAAUGCUGAAAGCUUUUACCGGUGACGUCACAAAGUUGGGAACUGCUGAGAAAUUCUUGUUGCAGCUCAUACAGUUACCCAACUACAAAUUGCGUAUUGAAUGCAUGCUUCUGAAAGAAGAAUGGGCUUCAACAUCUGGAUACUUAGAGAGUGCUAUCAACGCCAUUUUGGUUGCUGGAGACGAUUUGAUGUCUUCAAGAGCGUUACAGGAGGUGCUAUACAUAGCAUUGAUAGCGGGUAACUUCCUGAACGCGGGCGGGUACGCAGGCGGCGCCGCGGGCGUCAAGUUGUCUUCUCUGCAGAAGCUGCCUGACAUCAGGGCUAACAAGCCUGGCAUGACGCUCAUGCACUAUGUCGCUAUGCAAGCAGAACGCAAGAACAAAGAACUGAUCCACUUCGCAGACGACACUCGCGUGCUGGAAGAGGCAGCUAAGGCCAGCGUGGAGCAGCUGCACAAUGAGAUCAAGACCCUCGCCAACAGGAUACAGGGCCUGAAGAAGGAAAUACUGCUGCCAAGUACACAGCAGGAUAUUAAAGAGCAGAUGGGAGAUUUCUUGCAGGUGGCCGAACAAGAGGUAUCAGCUCUGAACAAAGAUAUGGAAGAGGUGGAAAGCAUUCGCAAGCAGCUCGCGGAAUUCUUCUGCGAGGACACAGGAUCCUUUAAACUGGAGGAGUGCUUUAAGAUGUUCGUAUGGUUCUGCAGUAAGUUCAGAUCAGCUGUCAGUGACAAUGAGAGGAGGCGCGCCAAUGAGGAGCAGGCGGCCGCCAGGAGGCGCGCCAGAGAUCUCGCCGCCGCUAGGGUUAAGACGGGUACAAGCAGCAUGUGCAGUACACCAGUAUCGGAGUGCGAGUCGCUGAUGGAGUCUCUCCUACUGGACAUCAGGAACGGGCUCGGCCGCCGCUCGCUCAGGAAGCCCCAUGACAACGAGCCGGAGCCUGACGUGACUCCCACAGGCAGCUUACGCCGCAGGAGCCGGGCCAGUCCUGGUGAUGAUGAAGAGGGUCUAUUGGAGUUCCUGCGACACUCUUCACCUGCUGCUAAUGAUCUGAGGGAGAGGAGUGCUUGGGGAAGUCUUGAUCGUUCCUGGUCGCGUCGCGGGGCAGCUCGCGCGCGCCUAGAGCUGCCGGAGCCGAGUCGCGAGCGCGCGCCCUCCCCGCGCGCCUCCCCGCGCGCCUCGCCCGCGCCCAGCACGCCCGAGCCGCAAGCACCCAAGCCCAAGGAGUGGCGGCAGAAGAUCGAGUCGUGGUUGCGCGCCAACAGCCAGGAGGACGCCAAGCCGCGCCGAACCCCCACACGCCUCCACGCGGACAAGCGAUCCUUGGAAAACGACUCCGAGAGCGAGCGAAGCGCCACCCUGGAGCCCCUGCCCGAGGGCCGCGCGGACUGGAGGCCGGCGGUGCUGCCCGACAGCGACGUCGUCAAGGCGCUCGAGACUGUCGAAGAUGUACAACCCCAGAAAAAGGACAGCAGGGUCCCCUGGAGGAAAACGGAGGAGAACGAGGAAGUACGGAGGCUCAGGAGACAGCGCUCGCGACAGCAGAUAGAGUCCCCCCAGUCACCACUCAUAUCCAUCAUGGAAGAACAACGGAAACUGCCAGAUAUAAAGGUGACUAGCGAUCGGGAACAGAAAGUCGUUAGGCAAGAGAGGAUAGAAAAGUCAGAUAGAGUAGAAAUCGAUUCUGACAAUAUAGAAACCCCACCAGCGCAGAGGAAGUUCAUUUCAUCAUUCACUCCUCCACCAGAGAGAGAACCGUGUCGGAAAUUCCAACCUUCCAUCCCUAUCCGGCCUAAUCUUAGCGAUAAAGCUUCUGCAGAAAUGAAAGACCUAUGCCAAGAAAUUUUGGGAGACGGGCAAUUCGACAGGUUCUCUGCCGCUAGAAGAACAAGAAGGUAUAAGAGAAACACAGAUUCUACCAGUUCUCCUGAAGAAGAAAAGAAACCUGAGCCAGCUCCAGAAUUAGUAGCCGAAACUCAGGUCAUAAGACCUUCAAAAUUAGAUGUCCAAGCUUCAUAUAAAGUUGAAACACCUCCAGAAGUGGCGAAACCAAUUGACGCAAAGGAUGAGAAGGAGACCAGGUUAAAACGGUGGCAGGAUAGACUAAAGAACCAAAGCACAGACAAACCGACCAAAGAUACAACAAAGCCAUACCUACGCAUGCGGCGGCAGACUUCUAUCAACCAGGAGGAUGUUCAGAAAGCGAUACGAGAACUCAAGUCUCCUGCUGAUAACCCUACUGGUGUGUGGUCGAGGGAAGGUUACAGAAAAUCUCUCAACACUAGAACAGAAAAGGCUCCAGAAAAGCUUCCAGAAAGAACAACUUCACCAAGGAUAUCGAAAGUGAAAAGUGAGCACGAACUAAACGACGAAGGGUUUGAAGAAACCCAAAGUCUAAAUUCAGAAAGUGCUUCUCAAGGAGCAUCUUCGGGCUGCAACGUUGAAUGCGAGUCACCUGUGCCGAAAAUCUCCAAGUCACCGGUCCCUAAGUUGGGACAACCAAAGAGGAUUCCUACCAAAGAGACAAGGACGCCACCACGGACACCCAUAGACCCCAAGCGCGUGAUCCCUAAACGGGCUAGUUCAUUAAGAGUCGAGAGGUCGACCUCUAGAGCGUCAUUAAGAAGUUCUAGAAGUUCGUUGAACAGUUCUACAUCAGUAUCGACUGUGAAGCGAGUACCACCGGCGCCAGUGAAGCCAGCGCCUAAGCCUGUUCCCAAGCCUGUGUCCAGAAUGCCGGCUUCCAGGUCCUCGUCCAGUGGCAGCUCAGUAGGUACCUCCAGGCCACCGUUGAAGAAUGUUACCGGUAGAACAACGACCUCAGGUUUCAUGAGGCCCACUCAAGCUUCGAAGGGAAAAGUCGGUUUAACCGCCCAACAAGUCCUGAGGGCGAGUGUCAAGUAAUAGUGCUGUCAGUGUCAACUAUAAAUGAACUGUCAGAAACAAUCGUCUGACAGUCCAUUUAUGUGUUCUGGUGCUAAUUUUGAAAAUGUUAAAUUCAAAGACUCAAAGUCUGGACCAAACUUUACCGCGGAAAAACAGUUAAAAAGCGAAAAAAAAAAUCGUUGUAAUUUUAUUAUGUUAUCAUUUAACCAUUUAUGUAGUUUUUACCGCGGUAAUUUAUUUUUAAGUGAGAACCCAGUGCCUUGUUUUCCGAGCAGACUUGUUAAUAUUAAUUUAAAUAAAAUACAAAAAUAUUAAUCUUUUAAUAAACAGGUAAUUAUUGGAAACUUCAGAUGUAAUUAGGCGCUAGAAUCUCAACUGAAAACAUAAUCUGAAGUUUUCAAUGACUGAUUAUUUUAGUAUAAGUCUUAUCAUUAGAUCUGUUUGCAAAGAAAGUUGUCAUACGUAAUAAACCCGUACGUAAUUAUUAUUGUAUUAUUAUGUUUUAUUUAAUUUAAUAAAAAUAUAAAUUCAAUUAAUGUGCCACGAGAUAGUACGGGUAUUUUAUUUAAAUUACCAUUUUUUAUUAAAUAAAUGUAAGGGCAACACCGGGUUUGCAAUUUUUGGAAAUUCGCAAUUGAAAAUAGAAGUCAGUACAGAAACUGUUAAAUAUUGUUCUUUUUAGAUAUUAAAGCAUUUUUUUUAUAUAAAGUUACGCUAUCCUUAGCCAACUUACUCAGUCGCAGUAAGUGAAAAAGAGAUAGCUUUAUGUUCGGCAGCGCGCUUUAUAUUAAUAAAGGGAAGAAUAUUUUAUAGUUUCAUACAAGUUAAUUAAUUGUAAAAUUGAAAGUUUUCACAAAUUGUACCCGAAGCAUGUCAGAUAUCAAAGUCAUUAAUUUUUUUAUUGAAUUAUAUACUAAUAUAAAAUAUUUUAUGAAACUAGAUAAGUAUUAUAGACAUUUUUUAAUUCAAAGACGUACAUAAAAAUGAUCUGAUUUUUAUAAUGAUAUCCAAUAGAUCUUGAUCAAAGGGACACAUUGUCACAAAGUAUAAUAUAAAUAAUUUUAAGGCUUUAACCCAAUAUUUUAUUGUACGUGUUUAUUAACUAAACGAUAUACAAUAAAUUGACAUACCUACGA
Molecule: messenger RNA, 5763 nt
Organism: Helicoverpa zea (corn earworm)
Lineage: Eukaryota; Metazoa; Arthropoda; Insecta; Lepidoptera; Noctuidae
Gene: form3
Product: inverted formin-2
Exons: 25
Coding region: 356-4645 (1429 amino acids)
Biological process (GO): cellular component organization
Molecular function (GO): actin binding
Source: RefSeq, a predicted model, not a curated record